CGUCGAACGCGGUUGGUCGGUGUUUCGGGACGGUUACAACGGGCAGAAGGUAGAAGGAGUCGUAUGAGUGGUACACGAGUAGUACGCCAUUAGUAUUUAGUGACGCCACGAUUCGUCUUUUUCGUCUUUUCAGCCGGUUUUUCACCUUUCUCACCAUAGCGUUAGGUGCUACAUAUGCAAAAUGAGCGACAUCGAGCGCAGCGGAAGUCGCAGCGCGAGUCCAAGGAGGCCACGAACAGCCGACGGUGGUCCUAGAGAAUCUCGUUCUCGCUCGCGGUCGCGUAAAUCACGCGAGCGCAAGGAAGGCCACAGGCCUGGAAAAGAGUACUCGAGAUCGCGGAGCCGUUCGUUAUCACGAGGUCGCAAAUCGUACCGUGGCAGCAAAUAUGCAGGGCCGGGUCAUCGUGGCAGUAGUCGCAGCCGAAGCCGUUCCCCACGUGGACGUUACUCCCGGAGCAGGUCUCGAUCGUACUCUCGUUCGCGCUAUUCUCGCGAGAGAGACAGGAACAUUUAUCGAUCGCACUCCCGUAGCCCCAUGUCGUCGAGACGGCGGCAUGUAGGCAACCGGGACAACCCAUGUCCAUCGCGGUGCCUGGGAGUAUUUGGUCUUUCUAUCUAUACCACCGAGCAACAGAUCCAUGACAUCUUUUCAAAGUAUGGACCUGUCUGGCGUGUACAAGUUGUCAUCGAUGCUAAGACUGGACGGUCACGAGGAUUCUGCUUUGUAUAUUUUGACUCGUCCGAAGACGCUAAAGUAGCCAAGGAGCAAUGCACAGGAAUGGAGAUCGAUGGACGACGAAUAAGAGUUGAUUUCUCCAUAACUCAACGAGCCCAUACUCCCACCCCAGGAAUAUAUAUGGGCAAACCAACUCAUCUACAUGACAGGGGGUGGGACGGGCCCAGACGUAGAGAAAGUAGUUACAGGGGAAGCUAUCGCCGUUCUCCCAGCCCUUACUACAGCCGACGACGUUCACGGUAUGAUCGCUCCAGAUCACGCUCCUAUUCUCCACGUAAGUCUAAUAAUCAUAUGGUUAUUGGCAAUUCCUCCUACAAUAUGGACGGUCUACAUGGUUAUGCCUCGGCAUUAUGAAUAUAAUUAUGCAGUGGAAAAAAGCAAGCAAGAUGGUGACAUUUUUGAUUCCGUUAUGCUUUCGGUUAGCGCGCACUCGGAACAAUGUUAAACAUAUUUUCGGCUACCUUAAAAUUUUAUAAUCAUUUAGGAUAUGAUUGAAAGAUAUUAAGUUUCUGCGCGUAAGUUUGUGUUCGGACAUUAUAUUUACAUAUAGACGAGGGAGGUAUCAGCAACUGUUUAGAAUAACAAUAGCUUUUAAUAAUAUAUCAAUAGUCGUUAUCACUGUAAUUUCCAUGAAUUAAGUUCGAUAUUGUUUGCGGCAAUAGGUUCCAAGAGUGUACAUUGUUCUCGAUCAUUUUACAAAAAAUUUUUUAAUAAAUGAUACGUAUUACACCAACUUUUAUAUUACAUGGAUGCAUAAUUGUAUUGCUUCAAUGCUGAAGCAUGUCCUCGUGUAGACAAUCCGUAUUUAUUUCACUGAUCACGUGAAUCCCAGUAAUGGUAAUCGCUUUAGUGGAAUCGUUACAAAAAUGAAAGAGUGUGAGAAAAAUAGAAAGAGGUGAAAGAAGGUGAGGGAGGGUGAGAAAGAAAAAAUGAAAUAAAGGUAAAGAAAGUGAAAAGCGAACACGAAGAAGCAUCGCGAAAUUCAUCCAAUAAACCGUACGGUAGUAGCUAAGCGUAGCCCAUAACGUGGCUCAAACAAUCAUGGUUUUUGUUGCUUAAUGAAUUUCAGGUCGGUAUUAAGUGACACGAGUGUGAUGCGAGAGGCCAGGUGUUGGGAGCCAUUUGUGUGUGACUUGACUUGACCCUUUGAACCCAAUUACUUCUAACUAAAUACGGGGUCAAAAAUGCAAACGCUACAUUCUAUAAGCUAUUCUUACCUUACAUCAUUCUGCACCGUAUCACGUUAUUGAAUUAUUAUUACGUUACAGCGGGAUAAUCCCUGCCCCACGAGUAAUUCAAUUGAUUUAAGUUGAUCUGAAAGAAUUGUCGAAGUACUAGUGUGCGUCGAGCAAUUUGAAUAUGAAAAGUAAGCUGAAACACGGAGUGAACAAUUGGAAAAAUACCCGAACUUUUCGUGUAGUUGAUAUGGUAAGGUCAGAAUGGACAAGAAACCUUAUUUUCAUAAAGCCGAUAUCAAUUCUCUUAUAUUAUGGAAAUAAGGUUUUAGUUACUCUUAUUCGUACGGCUCUAAUGUGAAGGUUGGAAUACGAUUAAGCAUUUCAAUAUUUUAGCGUUUUAGUUUGGCUGUUCGUUUAUUCUUUUUUUCCAUAACUGUAUGUAUAAUUUGCUUGAAGUUGUAUUCCAGCCGUUAGACGGUAGAGUACUGUUUAAAACGUAAACAGUACAAAGCCGCAAAAUGUGGUAUUCUUAGAGAUUUAAAAAAAAAUGAAAGAAAGAAAGAAAACAAUAAACCUGCAAACUAGACGUAAGUCUUCUAACAUGUUUGUUUGUUUAUAAGGUUUUGAAUCAAGAGGUAUUGGAUGAUAGAGGGAAGUUUCAAGUUUCACUCUGAAAAAAUGAAAAGUUUUGCAAAGAAAAGUCGAAGACAAGAAUUUCUGAAGAUCUUUCACUCUUGCUCGAAUUUCAAGAUCCGAAGGUUUUUCGCGCUCGUGACAAAGAAUAUGAUCUGCAUACGAUUCAUUUCCGGCUGAGAAGUCUCAAGCCUAGAAAGAAGAGAGCUACGAGGGCAGUAAAAGGCAAGCCUCAAGAGAGAGAGAAUCAGAAUCAUUGGGCGUUGAAGCCCAAAAUCAUAUUCAACUGGCAACUCGGUGUCGAAACAAAAACUCCUUCGAACUGGCUUUCCAGUUUCCGAAAAUGUUAUCAAGAGCCAUCGAAAUCUUUUAUAACUAGGGACCGAGCAAAAGGGCUGCCGCUCCGAAGGUUUAUAUACCGAUCAUAUUCUUUAUCAGUUGGUUCUCAUUGCAGAGAUACAUCCGUUUAUUAGACAUCGUUAUUGAAUAAAUAAAACGAUUAUAUAUGAUCGACCCAUCACGAUCUUCCCGAUAAUCCUAAACAUCCCUCCACCAUUCCAAAACCUCUAGUCCUAACCCCCUCGUUUAUUGACUACGUUUACACGAUGGUCUUAAACCGGUUUACAAUUAGUUAAUACUGGUCUAAAGGAAUAGACAAAUCGGAGACAUCUUUACUUUUAAGGAAAAUUUGGGUUUGGUCAAUUCCUUUAGAUCAGUAUUAACUAAACCGGUUUAAGACCAUCGUGUAAACGUGGUCAUUGUUACUUAACCCCGACCAUCACUUUCAUUAGUUUCUCACCAACUCGCUUUCCUCACUCAUCACUUUACAUCUUACUCUUAUGCUAAACCUACCACGGUUUUAUGUCCAAUACCUUGAUUCCUAUUCGUAAUGAGGACAUCCUUAUUCCUUUUUUUUUUUUCAUUCAUCUAGCGCGUAAGUCACCGGGCGUUCAAUAAAACGGUCAACAAAUAUUGACUUUCGUACAAUAUACUACUUGUGUUAUUUAUUUCUAUUUGCGUAACUUAUUCGCACAUGAACAGCAUUCGUAAACUUGUGACGUGAAGUCAUUUAACAAAAUUGAAUAAGGACAAGCGCAAAUGUAAAACACUGAAUUCAGAAGUUCUCAGGCCUAACAAAUUUACAAUAUGCAAGAAUGCAUUUACGGUUUCACCUGCGUGAAGUGGCCGGCUAACUUUUAUUUUUUAAACUUUUUCUUAUUCCAAUCGUUUGAUAGUCUUGCAAAAUUAUUCGAUAGUCAAUAGUUUUUUCAGAAAAUCAAAAUCAAAAUCUAAUUUGAAGUUAGCCCGCAUUUUUUGGUUUCUAACCGAAGUUAGUUCUUCCGGGCCUCAAUCAAUACAUAAUUGUUUGAUAGUUGCGAACUAACUAAUAAAAGCGUUUGAUAGUCCACCGUUUGCUAGAAAAAUGAAAAAAAAACCGAUAUGCGAAUCGAGGAUCCCAGUCGAUUCAUCGAUCAGUGUAUACACUGAAUUAGACCAUAUUGCAAACUUUUUCUACUUCCAUUCGUUGGAUAGUGCUGUAAAAACGUUUGAUAGUCAACGUUAUGUUCAGAAAACCCAAAUCAACGUGUAGUGUGAAGUUGAAUGAAGCGAUAAAACGUUUCUGAGUACCCCGUUUCAACUAAUCAGAGCAUUGCCAACCUCACACCAGAUUUUAAUUCUCUGAAAAAA
Molecule: messenger RNA, 4236 nt
Organism: Cephus cinctus (wheat stem sawfly)
Lineage: Eukaryota; Metazoa; Arthropoda; Insecta; Hymenoptera; Cephidae
Product: transformer-2 protein homolog beta
Exons: 4
Coding region: 182-1090 (302 amino acids)
Biological process (GO): positive regulation of mRNA splicing, via spliceosome
Cellular component (GO): spliceosomal complex
Molecular function (GO): RNA binding
Source: RefSeq, a predicted model, not a curated record